Molecule: messenger RNA, 192 nt
Organism: Mus caroli (Ryukyu mouse)
Lineage: Eukaryota; Metazoa; Chordata; Mammalia; Rodentia; Muridae
Product: beta-defensin 8-like
Biological process (GO): defense response to bacterium; cell chemotaxis
Cellular component (GO): extracellular region
Molecular function (GO): chemoattractant activity; CCR6 chemokine receptor binding
Source: RefSeq, a predicted model, not a curated record
AUGAGGAUCCAUUACCUUCUCUUCACUUUUCUCCUGGUGCUGCUGUCUCCACUUGCAGCUUUUAGCCAAAAAGUCAACAGGCCAUUAAUUUGCCGUCGGAAAGGAGGCAAAUGCUAUCCUAGGUCUUGCCCUGACACUACUCAUCCAAUUGGAAAUUGUGCAGUUUUUUUCAAAUGCUGCAAUAGACAAUAG